Messenger RNA from Dipodomys ordii (Ord's kangaroo rat), 1986 nucleotides. RefSeq names its product secretory carrier membrane protein 1 (gene Scamp1). Gene Ontology annotation, cellular component: trans-Golgi network membrane; recycling endosome membrane. NCBI's taxonomy places the organism in Eukaryota, Metazoa, Chordata, Mammalia, Rodentia, Heteromyidae. The transcript is spliced from 9 exons. Gene Ontology annotation, biological process: protein transport. The record is from RefSeq and is a predicted model, not a curated record. The coding region runs from base 108 to 1124 and encodes 338 amino acids.
GAGCGCGCAGGGGGGCGGCGGCCUCUCCAGGUCUCCUCUCCCUCUCUUUCCCCUCUCUCUCCCUCUCUCUGCGCCUGGGUCGGUGGGUGACGCCGAGCGCCGGAGAGAUGUCGGAUUUUGACAGUAACCCAUUUGCGGAUCCGGAUCUCAACAACCCUUUCAAGGAUCCUUCUGUUACUCAGGUGACAAGAAAUGUUCCACCAGGACUUGAUGAAUACAAUCCAUUUUCGGAUUCAAGAACACCUCCACCAGGCAGUGUGAAAAUGCCUAAUGUACCCAACACACAACCAGCAAUAAUGAAGCCAACAGAGGAACAUCCAGCUUAUACACAGAUUGCAAAGGAACAUGCUUUGGCUCAAGCUGAACUUCUUAAGCGCCAAGAAGAACUGGAAAGAAAAGCUGCAGAAUUAGAUCGUCGAGAACGAGAAAUGCAGAAUCUCAGUCAACAUGGAAGAAAAAAUAAUUGGCCACCUCUUCCUAGCAAUUUUCCUGUGGGACCUUGUUUCUAUCAGGAUUUUUCAGUAGACAUUCCUGUAGAAUUCCAAAAGACAGUAAAGCUUAUGUACUACUUGUGGAUGUUUCAUGCUGUAACAUUGUUUCUCAAUAUCUUCGGAUGUCUGGCUUGGUUUUGCGUUGACUCUGCAAGAGCAGUUGACUUUGGACUGAGUAUCCUGUGGUUCUUGCUUUUUACUCCUUGUUCCUUUGUCUGUUGGUACAGACCACUUUAUGGAGCUUUCAGGAGUGACAGUUCAUUCAGAUUCUUUGUAUUCUUCUUCGUCUAUAUCUGUCAGUUUGCUGUACAUGUGCUUCAGGCUGCAGGAUUUCAUAAUUGGGGCAAUUGUGGUUGGAUUUCAUCCCUUACUGGUCUCAACAAAAAUAUUCCUGUUGGAAUCAUGAUGAUAAUCAUAGCUGCACUUUUCACAGCAUCAGCAGUCAUCUCACUAGUUAUGUUUAAAAAAGUUCAUGGACUGUAUCGCACAACAGGUGCUAGUUUUGAGAAGGCUCAACAAGAGUUUGCAACAGGCGUGAUGUCCAACAAGACUGUCCAGACAGCAGCUGCAAAUGCCGCUUCAACUGCAGCAACCAGUGCCGCCCAAAGUGCUUUCAAGGGUAACCAGAUUUAGAGACCCUCCCAAUACACACUGUUACCUUUUGACUGUACUUUUUUCUCCAGUUACUGUAUUCUACAAAUAUUUUUUUGUUGGAAACACACGGUUCACACAGCAUGGGUAUUUCCUGUUCACAUGUGCAUGGGCUAAAACCAGAAAAAUUUCCUUGUCUUAUUACUUUUACCUAAUAGUUUAUUAAUAUUUCAGUGCCCUGUGCAGACAAAAUAUUACAUGCUAAAUAUUCUCCAUAUUCUUGGGGGAUGAUGCUCAGCAGAUCACUUCAGUGGUGACACACUGAAACUAAUAUGUGACUUAUGAUUGAAAAAGCACUUAAUACUGCUAUAGUUCUUUCAAGAAUCUGUAGAGAUAAAGAUUACACAUUGGAACAGCAAAACUAUACUCAUUCUUUUCUCCUUAUUUAUCUUAAAAGAAAUAGGCCAGCAGAGACUUAAUGAAUUUUUAAAUUGGCUUGCUUUUUAUCGGUUCAGUUACCAAUGAAGAGCCUGUGUGCUUCAUAGUAGAUAAUGUAUAUUUUAACUUUUUUUUUUUGAGUAGUUGACAUUUUGAUAACAAUCUCUGAUCUUGCAUGGACACCAAGUUUCUUAAAUGAAAGAAUUAGUAUUUUUGGGUCCUGUACUGCUUAUAGUGAUAGAAAUCAGGAUUUGUUUAUGGAAUCAUAGAAAUGAUUUUCUAUAAUAGUUUCUUUUAAAUAAAAAUUUAUUGGGGUAUAAAGACUUUAAUAUAAUAUGCAGUGCAUUAUCCAAAAGAGACGGCAGUUAAUCAUUGUAACAGAAUGUAGUAAUAAUAGCUCCUUUAAUUUUAUUAUAGCUUAAUUUUCAGUAUUCAUAUAGUAAAAUUUACUGUAUGGACACUUUAA